Molecule: messenger RNA, 780 nt
Organism: Xylona heveae TC161
Lineage: Eukaryota; Fungi; Ascomycota; Xylonomycetes; Xylonales; Xylonaceae
Exons: 3
Coding region: 282-560 (92 amino acids)
Source: RefSeq, a predicted model, not a curated record
UAGAGUCCUGCUCCGAUUAGCUUAAAUAUCAUACACCCCGCAAUAUCUACCCCGUUUUACUGGUUCUACUGCAUCCUCAUUUUUGAAGUCGCAUAUCCAGCUUGACGGUUUUUUGUUUCCUGUUGCAAAGCCCUUUUGGCCAUCUGAUCCCAAACGCGCUUUUUUAUCUUCACGAGAAUCCGCGAUACGACCUAUCAACGCAAAGUUUUGACGACCGCAAACCAUCUUCAAACCGGCUCCCAUUUAUCGAAUUUCAAUUUCUUCAGCAAAUAAUUAACAAGAUGCGCUUCAACUUCGCAGCUCUCGCCCUUACUGCCCUGGCUACCACGGCAAACGCUGCUGGAUACUACAACACCACUGCACCAGCUGGUACUGGAACAGCUCUCGGGACGGCCGUAGGCACGGGCACCGCUGUUGCAUCGACAGGCGGCAGUUUCCCGACAAGCACAGGAAGCCCAGAGAUUGAUAAUGCCGCCCCUGCAGGGCGUGGAUAUUCCGAUAGACUGACGGGCUCCAUAUUGGCUUUGGUAGUCGCUGCCGGCGUCGCUCUGACGCUCUGAGUUCCUUUGAGAGAAAACACAAAGCAGCAUAUUUUGCAACAUCUUGGGCGUUCGUAAUUUGCUGCUGGCAGCAAUUGGAUUAAUAUUGGGCUUGAGAACUUAAUAGAGGUUGCAAUGACGACGGUGCUCGCAGCAGUAAAAAUGGCAAUGUAGAAUAGUUAAUGUCAUGUUGAUAUGAUAGAUAUUGUCAAUGAAUAAUAUUGUUUUCCUCCUCGAGAUG